Molecule: messenger RNA, 1512 nt
Organism: Oikopleura dioica
Lineage: Eukaryota; Metazoa; Chordata; Appendicularia; Copelata; Oikopleuridae
Source: the annotation of a GenBank genome assembly
AUGGAAGCUAUUUCUGGCGCUGCCGUCUUCUGUAUUUGGAUUAUUCUUGGUCUUUGGCUGCUAACUCAGAUUAAUAACGUGGACUAUUCUGUCCGAGGCUUCGCUCAUUACUUCGACAAUAUUCUGAAAGAAGAAGAGAUCCUUCAUUUGGAUGAAUUGGUCGAGGCUGACGAAGGAUUAAUCAAAGAAGAAGAAGUGCCGGAAUCUGCGGAAAAGUUCUUGGAGAACAAAUUGAUCGAGGACCAUUUGCAACGGCGAGAAUGCCAAAUUGACAAUCCUCGAAAAAAUGGGAUCGUCCCUCGAUUUCAUACGAACCCCGAGAAAUUUCUAAUUCCGGUUUUGGCAUGGGGACCAAAUAAUCAAAUGCGUGGAUUCAGAGAAGCCCUCAUUUUAGCAAGAAAGAUGAACAGAACAAUUUGCGUGCCUCCCUUCUUCAAACAUCAUUCUGAUAAGAGUAUUCAAGGCGGAAACGUUUUCGUGCCGCCUGAAUUGCGCCUUGACCUGGGUUCACUGCGGUCUUUGACGACGACCUGCGAGAUGUCAGAAAUUCAGGAGAAGUGCGCUGGACACAUCGAUGCAGUUCUCUAUGCCCGGGCGGCUUGCUCAUCUCACCUUGCAGAUCGGCUUGAGAUCUUUAGAGAAUUCACAGGGCUCUAUCCCUUUCUUGACGCGAAUUGCGGGCCGAGAGAUGGCAUUCCUACCUUUCCAAAGGACUUCAACGGCAAAAUGACUUCAAAUCUGGCGUUGGACGGAAACGAGCACAUCCACUCCCUCUACCCCGUCCAGGAUGCUCGCUGCGUGGUCUGGGUCUUUCCCUACGUUCAAUUCAACGACUUCACGAAUUACCUCCACGCUGCUUGGAACGGAAACGCGAAUAAAGCGCUCAAGAACCCGGAAGAUCUUCAGUUCUUAAAACACAUGAUGCAAAGCACUAGAAGACCACCAUUUAUCGUCAAGAUGAUUGACAGAUUCAUGGAGAAAAUUGUCGGUGGAAAACGAUUCAUUGCAGUGCAUUACAGAUUCGAUACUGAUGAUUGGAUGAAGCACUGUAAAGAAAAGGAGGACAACAAAACAUGCCAAAAAGUAAAAGAAAUCAUGGAGGACGUACCAACUGCUUUGAAGCAUUUUGUCGACUACCUCGAAGACCAGGUUCUUAGGCAUAAAAUUCAAGCCGUUUACGUGGCAGUUCCCCUGUCAGAAGAGCAAAUUCGAGACGGAAUGAAAAAGAUGGUAAAAGAGCGACUUGGAGCGGACUUUCCAGUUUGGUCUUCCGAGGAUUUGUUUCCAUUUGUCUACUCGCUAAGUUGCGAAAAAUUCUCAGAACACGAUAUUAUCUCGACGUCGGAACAAGAGAUUUGCGUCAGGAGUACUGCCUUUCUGCGCGCAACACCAUCGUCCUGGUCGCGAAACGUCUUCGUCGAACGGAUCGUGCAUCCGACCGCGAAGAAAUUCGCGUUUCACGACGACCUCCUUCUCAACGUUCUCUACAAAGCAAAAGCUGUUGAUCUCUGA